Molecule: messenger RNA, 1230 nt
Organism: Coffea eugenioides
Lineage: Eukaryota; Viridiplantae; Streptophyta; Magnoliopsida; Gentianales; Rubiaceae
Exons: 2
Coding region: 1-1149 (382 amino acids)
Source: RefSeq, a predicted model, not a curated record
AUGGAUCUUGAAGUACUCAUUAAUGGCUUACCCAAUUUGAUGUAUUUGCCUAUAGGUUGUCCUUGGCUUAAAGAAAUUGAUGAUGCAAAGCAAAGCCAUGCAGUUGCACUAAUGCUUGCAGAAAGGUUAAUCAGAAGAGAAGAUUGGAGCCACUAUGUGCAUACAGAGGACAAAGAUCAUGAAGGCAGCCAGUUCGGGAUAUCAUCAGAAAAGAAAAAUAGUAUGCCAGAUCCACUAAUACAAGCAACGAGACUGGGCAUCAUUGAGGUAGUUCAGGAAAUCCUCCGUGUCUACCCUGAAGCUGCAUAUACCUUCGAUGGAAAAGGAAGGAAUAUACUGCAAAUUGCAGUGGAGGAGAAAAAAUGGUUCUUGUACGACUACUUGAUGACUAGUAGUACUAACAUGGACAUGAUGCUAAGUGAUAUUGAUCACGAAGGAAAUAGCAUUAUACAUCUCGCAGCACGCCUGGAAUCCCCUCCCAGCACUCCCCCUGGAGUUUUUCAGCAAAUGAUGUGGGAAUUCCUCUGGUUUAAGCGGGUUCAAUAUGACUGUUAUCCAUAUCUCUGGGAACUACAAAAUUUUGAUGGGAAGACAGCAAAACAAUUAUUCGAGACGAAACAUGCAAGCCUACGUGAAAGUGCUGAGAAAACUGUGAAAGAAUUGGCCAACGCUGUGUUGAUUGUGUCUGUCCUCAUUGGUACCAUAAACUUUGCUGCAAUUUUUACUGUACCUGGAGGUUUCGAUCAAACGACUGGAGAGGCCAUUUUUCUCAAGAACCGGCCCUGGGAAUUCGGCUUGUUGAUGUUCUACUUAGCUGCAGGGCUGUUCUCCGCUCUGUUCACCAUGGGGCCUCUGCUUGUGAUCAUCUUUAUGCGAUUCGAAACUGAGGAUUUUUAUGUUUCCCUGCCCUUCUACUAUGUGACGGUCGUCAUUGCCUUCUUCAACUCUGCGGUCUUCACAAUCGCAGCAGCUGGUCAAGCAUUACUAGUGCAGAAAGUCGUGAUUACCGACGACAGGCUCCUCGUGGUGGUGAUCUUCUUUAUCUCUUGUCUGUUGGCCCUUGUGCUCAUGGACACAUCAUAUCUGAUAUUCGACUAUGUGUAUUACCAAAUUCGUUAUUGCCUUUGUUAUAGAGGGCUAGAAUCCUAAGCACUGCCCUUGCUUAUUCAUGUCAAUUUCGUGCAGACUGAAAAAGUUUGAGCAAGUUUGUGAGGAACUUUUGCAUGUCAU